AUGCCACUCCGAGACAAGUUCAAGCGGGUGUUUGGUCGCCCUUCCAACAAAUCCUCAUCCAAUUCCAAUGGCGGCAAUACCAAUAGCAAUGGUAUCAAGAUCGAAUACUACCGGCGAGGGGAAGUCCCACCAUCCAAGUUCCGUGGCCCCUUCGAUCGUGAACACCAGAAGAGAUUGGCUGCGUGGACCUUCGAGGGUGCUAUGGCCGCACGUUGUCGUACUCCCGACAUACCCCUCUCCCCUUGCACCACGCACCCUGAGGUGAUGAGAAGCCCACGGGAGAAUACCAAUGAGCCGCCGGCGGUGGAGGUCGAUGAAGGAGCAGUUGAUCCUCUUGACCAAGCUGUACCACCAGACAGUAUGCCGGUACUAAUGGACAUCUCCGGGGACGGAUCAGGACCAUCAGAUUCACGACCUGGGACUGGAACGGGAUCUCGAUCAUCGACGGCCGUUGAUCCGGACAGCCUCAGCAGCUCAUUGUCGACGCUAGUCAAUAACAAUAACAGCCUUCGAGUGGACUCUAUUACACAGAUCAAGGAGUCCAUUCGACAUACGUCGCCAAUCGUACAUGCUGCAUCUCCCAAGUUUAUACCGCCAAAAGAAUCGCCCUUGCCAUUCCCCCCCAAAGACCUGAGCAGGGCAUUGGACGCAGUACGGAUCUGCGUGUGA
Monascus purpureus is the source of this 669-nucleotide messenger RNA. The record is from the annotation of a GenBank genome assembly. Lineage: Eukaryota; Fungi; Ascomycota; Eurotiomycetes; Eurotiales; Aspergillaceae.